GAUAGGGUUUAUGGCUUUCAGUGAGAUAUCAUCUGAGAUUGCUGCUUCACUCUCCACUCUCACAUCCAGAUCUUAUUCCUCCUCGUAAUCAAGUUUUGACUUCAUUUGGAGAGUUUCUGAACUGCCAAUCCUUCCGAAAUGAGCCGGCCAAUGGAGGAAGAUACUGCUGCGGGGAAGAAUGAGGAAGAGGAGUUCAACACUGGACCACUAUCUGUACUAAUGAUGAGUGUUAAAAAUAAUACCCAGGUAUUGAUAAAUUGUCGGAAUAACAAAAAACUUCUGGGUCGUGUAAGAGCUUUUGAUAGGCACUGUAACAUGGUUCUUGAAAAUGUCAGGGAGAUGUGGACCGAGGUGCCCAAAACUGGUAAAGGAAAGAAAAAGGCCCAGCCAGUGAACAAGGAUAGAUUCAUUAGCAAAAUGUUCCUCCGUGGAGAUUCUGUCAUCAUUGUUCUUAGGAACCCCAAAUGAGACUGUGCAAAUCAUCUUGUAGAAGGAAAUGGCCAUGGUAUUUGCCUUUUUGUCUUGUCUUGAAAUUCUUGACAGCCAUUAAAAUUUCUUUGUUCAGACAUUGGCGGAGGAUGUAGUUGGUAUUUUGACCUGGUAACUAUUGAACACUUGUACCAAUAUCCCGUUCUUGUCUACAUCAAAUGGUUUGUAUGGAAUAGUUUAAAAAUGUAUAGUUGUUUUUUGUUUUCCUUAUUUUCUCAUAAUC
Molecule: messenger RNA, 712 nt
Organism: Vigna radiata var. radiata (mung bean)
Lineage: Eukaryota; Viridiplantae; Streptophyta; Magnoliopsida; Fabales; Fabaceae
Product: small nuclear ribonucleoprotein Sm D2
Exons: 6
Coding region: 139-468 (109 amino acids)
Biological process (GO): spliceosomal snRNP assembly; RNA splicing
Cellular component (GO): U5 snRNP; precatalytic spliceosome; U4/U6 x U5 tri-snRNP complex
Molecular function (GO): RNA binding
Source: RefSeq, a predicted model, not a curated record